AUGUUGUCUUUCCCUGGUCGGGUGAAAUUCCGAUCACUUCCAUCACAGGAAACAAUACCUCAAAAUGAUAUCCAUGAAGAUUUAGACUCGGAUAAUCCAUCUUCUUCCCACGAUUCACAGUCAAAAGAUCAUACUAUUGGUGUGACCUCGUAUGACGAAGCUCCACCGGCAACACCGCUCAAAAAUGGUUCCAGACGAUGGCUAGCACUGUGCAUAAGCCUCAUCGCAACCAUUCCUUUUUUCUGCCUUGUAUGGGCUGCGGUGGGAUUGAAAGACCGGAGGGUCGGUGAAAAUGGUUGGAAUUCAAUUCAGAUUGCGAUGAAAGUGGAAGUCACGCUGUUUCCAUUGGUGUUUGCUGCUAUUGUUGGGCGAUUGUCGCGCAAAUUGGCACAUCUAGAACUACAGCGGGGUGCGUCGGUUGGAACCUUACAGCGGCUCAUGGGUAGCACGACAGUUUUUGGAACAUUUUAUACUUCAUGGCUGCUGCGAUCAGUAGAUUUUAUGGGACUUGCACUCUUUCUUCUCUGGGCUCUCUCGCCGCUGGCUGCACAGGCAAGUCUUCGAAUCUUGUCUGCUUCCUAUGAAAAGACAUAUUCAUCUCCUCAAUUAAACUACUUGGAUUUCAAUGCAACGGCCGACACGACAGCCCUCGACAGCUGGAAGUGGAAAAAUGAUCCAGCCGAUGAAUUAUUUACGACAAGCCUUGUCACUUCGAAGUUCACGAAUGGAUCUACAACGGAUUUGUGGGGAAACGUCAAAGUACCACUACUCAACAAUCUGACCAACAAUUGGACAGAGAUUUCGGUAAACAACUCAGUCUACGCGUCCCAGCUCGGAGUGCCUAUAAUUGGACUUCUUGACAACGGCAACACAUCAACUGUAUUAGAGACUUCAUACAUCGACAUCAUAUGUCAUGAUCUUCACGGGGCGAACGAUAAAAACCAUUCAAUUGCAAACAUGCCAAGUAUGACUUAUGUGAACGGCACAAGAACAUCUGCCACAGUCAGCUGGAUGUCCUUGAACUUUCUAAAGGGCUGGGAAGGCGACAAUGCAUUGGAAUUUACAGAGGCUACAUGCUCCAUCGCGCUCAAAGCAAUCGAGAUCAACGUUACAUGUAGCAGAGAACUCGACUCAACAAGAAACCAGGGGGCUUGCGUGGCCAAUCAAGUCAAGUUAAUUGGACAAGAUAGCUCUGACCUCCCGGCCAUUUUCUCCACGCCCAUCAUAUUUGAAAACUUCACUCAGAGCAUUCUCAAAGCCGUUCCGCAAGCACAUGAGGCCUCAACGACAUUGCUUGACUCCUGGAUGGCAAACCCAAAUGAUGGUCCAACUCUGUAUGCGAACAUAAGUUUAUACGAGAUGGAACCCGAAUUAUUCUCACAGCGGCUCACGACACUGGUCAAUUCAUUUUAUAUGGCACGUCUAGGUUAUCAGUUCAUGACCCGGACAUCUUUCAAUGGACUCCAGCAAAGCAGUCAUGGAAACAGCACAUCGGUAAAGUCCGAAUUGGGACCAGUUCUCUUUAAGUCCAUCGUGGGCAAUGGCGUUGUGACGGAUUCGGAGCUGACUUUAAUUGCCAGCCCGGGAUGGAUCACUGCGUUGGUAUUGACAAUUUUUGUCAUGGUAGCUGCAUCUAUCAUUACUUUCUUUGUUGAAUCUGCAACUUUGAUCCCAGAUGUUCUCGGUUAUGUGUCAUCCUUAACUCGGGAUAAUCCUCAUAUUCCAUUGAAUGAUACUCCGACUAUGGUUGGUGGUCUGGAGAGGACUCGGCUUUUGGGCUCUAUUCGACUUCGCAUGGGUGAUGUUACCUCAAGUGAUGAGGUAGGGACUCUUCACGUGGGGAAAAUUUCGUCUACGGAACGUUCAAAGUCUUCUCGAAAGUAUCAAUGA
Molecule: messenger RNA, 1890 nt
Organism: Penicillium taxi
Lineage: Eukaryota; Fungi; Ascomycota; Eurotiomycetes; Eurotiales; Aspergillaceae
Exons: 2
Coding region: 1-1890 (629 amino acids)
Source: RefSeq, a predicted model, not a curated record